This is a messenger RNA of Penaeus monodon (black tiger shrimp), 1022 nucleotides long. It is a transcript of the gene eIF4EHP, whose product is annotated as eukaryotic translation initiation factor 4E type 2-like. The record is from RefSeq and is a predicted model, not a curated record. Gene Ontology annotation, cellular component: cytoplasm; eukaryotic translation initiation factor 4F complex. Gene Ontology annotation, biological process: translational initiation. NCBI's taxonomy places the organism in Eukaryota, Metazoa, Arthropoda, Malacostraca, Decapoda, Penaeidae. Gene Ontology annotation, molecular function: translation initiation factor activity; RNA 7-methylguanosine cap binding.
CCUAAAAUCCAAUGAUGACUCCGGGGAAGAAGAUAGUGGAAGCCGAGAUAUGAAAGACAAACCACUGCCACAAGUGGAGGUAAAACCAGGUGAGCACCCUCUUCAGUACACAUAUUCUCUUUGGUUCAGCAGAAGGGCACCGGGCAAACAGGCAACAACACAAAACUACGACCAAAAUCUUCAAUUAUUAGCCAGGUUUGCCUCUGUGGAACAGUUCUGGGGAUAUUACAGCCGCUGUUUGCGGCCAGUCGAUCUUCCUUCACACUCCGAUAUACAUAUUUUUAAAGAUGGAAUCAAACCCAUGUGGGAGGAUUCGGCUAAUAAAAAUGGCGGGAAAUGGAUUGUACGUUUAAGGAAAGGACUUGCUUCGCGUUGCUGGGAAAAUAUGAUCUUGGCAAUGCUUGGUGAGCAGUUUAUGGUUGGUGAUGAAAUCUGUGGAGCUGUUAUAUCUGUACGCUUCCAGGAGGACAUAAUAUCUGUCUGGAACCGCACAGCGCAAGACUCUAUCACCACAGGAAAGAUCCGGGACACCCUAAAGCGUGUUCUUAACCUACCUCCUACUACUGUUAUGGAAUACAAGACCCAUAACGACUCUCUCAAGCACACCCACUCCGCGUCAAGCCUACUACGCAAACCCGGCCUACCCAUGAGGCAUGACCUCCUUCACUGACGUCUCUCUUCUUUUGCUCCCCUCUCCCCUCCUCUUCCUGGCAGGGGGGGGGAGGGUGGGGAGAGAGAGAGAGAGAGAGCCUGAGACACCACCCAUUCUCUGUGCAUCUACAGGUGUGAGUGUGAAGAUAUGCCCAUGCCAUGUUUCUACUACCGCUAUGAUCAUAUUUGCAGUGUACAGUACAACCCCUCUAAUUGGAACUAAUUAGUGGGAACGUGAUAGAGAUUUGGGAAAUCUACAGAAUAAAUGGACGUGAUGCUGUUGUGACUCCUUAAAGAAGUGAGGAAGAUUGUGUUCAUAUCCAUGCCAUGUGUAUAGUAGGUGCAUAUCCAAUACAAAUUUAUUUUAAUGA